Moneuplotes crassus is the source of this 1828-nucleotide messenger RNA. The record is from the annotation of a GenBank genome assembly. NCBI's taxonomy places the organism in Eukaryota, Ciliophora, Spirotrichea, Euplotida, Euplotidae.
UAACCAUGAGUGAAUCUAAUCAAACUAAUCAAUGGAUACAACUUGCAGGUGCCGUUAUUGCAGGAGCAGCCCUUUCCUACUUGUUACAAAGCACUACAAGAAGGAAAUCAGAUAGCAAAGCUCCACUUGAGGAAGCUAAGAAGCCCAGAAAGAAUUCACUCGGAGAAGGCUUAGAUUUGUCUAAGGAAAGAACAUUCACUAUGAGAAAAAUCGAGAAAUUAAAGGAAGGAUCGUCUAAAUUUAUUGAAGGCCUUACAAAUCUUAGCGAAGUCGCUAUUUCAAGAGUCCCUCACUUAGCAGAAACCCAUGACUGUGAUGUAUAUACAAGCCCUCUUCUUGGAGACGCUUCACAAAGAGAUAUAGCAGGCAAGGGAACAACUGGAUUCUUGCCAGAUGAAGCAUUCUCUUCAGUUAAGAAAUUUGUACUUUCUGGAAAAUCUUACCAAUGCUAUGAAGAUAUUGCAAGAGAACUUAAAUUCCUGAGAGCAGGUCCUAGAAAACAAAUUUUCUGGAACCCUAAAGAAGUCAAAGCUGCUAUCGUCACCUGUGGAGGGCUUUGCCCAGGCCUAAAUGUGGUCAUCAGAGAAUUAGUCAUGACUCUCUGGUUUAAUUAUGGUGUCAAGGAUAUCUUUGGUGUAAAAUGGGGAUACCAAGGUUUCCAUAAAGCAUCAAACAUAAUCAAGCUCACUCCUAAAAUAGUAAAGAGAAUCCAUAAUGAAGGGGGUACCUUCCUUGGAUCAUCUCGUGGUGGGUUCGACGAGAAGGUGAUUAUUGACAUCUGCAAAGAAAAAGGAAUCAAUCAUCUUUACAUUAUUGGUGGUGAUGGAACACAUCGAGGAAUUUAUAAGUUAUACGAGUAUGCAACUGAGAACAAAGAAAGGAUAUCCAUCUGUGGUAUUCCUAAGACCAUCGACAAUGAUAUCCCUUUGAUCGAUAAGUCUUUCGGCUUCGAUACAGCCGUUGCUGUUGCAGAACAAAUUAUUUCUUGAGCCAACAAUGAAGCAGAAAGUGCUGAGUUUGGAGUAGGAAUGGUAAAACUUAUGGGACGAGAUUCAGGAGAGAUUGCAGCAGCAGCCGCUCAGGCUUCAAGAGAUGUCAAUAUCUGUCUCAUUCCAGAGUCCCCAUUUGAAGUUGAAGGUGAAUACGGGCUUUGUGAGACAGUUUGUCAAAGAAUAAUCUCUAAAAAUCAUUGCACUAUCGUUGUUGCUGAAGGAGCAGAUGAUGCAAUUAUUGAUGCGAAUCUCGCAAAAGAGGGCAAAGCAGAUGCAGGUGGUCAUGUGAAGCAUGCUGAUAUCGGAACUUAUCUGAAGAAUAAAAUAGUUGCAUAUGCUAAAGAAAACUACGACAUCAAUAUAACUUUGAAAUACAUUGAUCCAACCUACACCAUAAGAUCUGUUUCUGCAAAUGCUGGAGAUACAAUUAUUUGUACGAAACUUGCUCAGAACUCAGUUCAUGCAGCCAUGGCAGGAUACACUGGCUUCUCGAUUGGUACUGUCAAGGAUACGACUGCCAUCAUUCCUAUUAAAUCUAUCAACAACUCUGCGAAGAGAAAGAUGGACCUGAAUGAGAGAACUUGGCAGAGAGUUAUCGCAUCGACAGGACAACCCCAGAUGGUCUGCCCUGAAAACAUGGAGAAAAUCACAGAGAAAGUUCAAGAAUAUGCUCUUGAAAAACAAAAGAAGCAUCAAAAAUUGAUAGAGGAGCAAGUUGUGAUGUCUGAAGUCAUUUUGGAAGCUUUCGAUACCCAGGAAAAUGCCGAAGGGGACGAAGAAAAUGAUUCAUAAAUCUUAUGAACACGAGCUAAAUAAGUACAGACUAGACCUCAAUA